Messenger RNA from Impatiens glandulifera, 1608 nucleotides. RefSeq names its product protein S-acyltransferase 11-like. Gene Ontology annotation, molecular function: palmitoyltransferase activity. The transcript has 4 exons. The coding region runs from base 466 to 1482 and encodes 338 amino acids. NCBI's taxonomy places the organism in Eukaryota, Viridiplantae, Streptophyta, Magnoliopsida, Ericales, Balsaminaceae. The record is from RefSeq and is a predicted model, not a curated record.
UAAGGAAUAUUUUCCCAAGAAAACACAAAGAAAAGUCAUCUUCUUCGUCUUCUUCUACACCUUCCUAAUCCUUCUUCCCCUCUCGAUUGAUCAACAAAAAGCUUGAAAAGAUAAUCGAUUUCCAAUUCUACCCCCACGGCGUUCCGAAUGGCCGGAAAACAUUCACGAUGAGUUCUUCUCACGACGGAUUUCUUCUUUUUCAAAAUUGAAAACCAUGCCCUAUAAAUACGACAUUUUCUCGAUCGAAAACAACUCCCGUUUCAUAAGCUAAAAAACUACAAUUAUCGUCUCUCUGUUUCAGCGCUUGCAGCAGAUCUGUUUGUUCAGUUUAAGAACUGUAAGUACUAUAAUCUUGUUUUCCCAUGUUUUCAUUCUACAUGUAUUUUGUUUCAGUAGGUAAUUGAAGGGUUGCUGCAGAAUCUACAAUCUAAUGUGCAAUUGCUAAUAUACAAACUUCUGAGAAUAAUGAAGGAGGAAUUUCAUAUGACAUCUGUUAAUGAUGGCCACGAAAAAAUAUGUUGGGGAUGUGGAUCGCGCCUCCUUUUAUCUUCAAAUGCACCCAUUUUCAAAUGUGGUUGGUGCGGAUCUAUAACCAAUCAAAACAUAUUAAGGGUCAAAGAUAAUGGCUUUUGGUGGAGACGUCUGCGUGACAGAAGCUUUGUUUUCUUCCUCAUUAUAUUCAUGCUCUUUGUCAUAUGUUGUGGUUGCUGGACGAUUUCUCCUGUUCUAUAUUCUCUCAGUAUGUUCUUAAGAAUAUUUCACUCAGUCGUUAUAAUAAUUUUAUCCGUAUGCACUAUGUCAACAUUUUGCUUUGCGGCAUUUAAAUGUGCUGGCGAACCGCCAAGUAUAAUAUGGGGAUCAUAUACACUAGUAGAGAAAGGCGGCCUUGAUAACUACACCUUUUGUCAUUUCUGUUCUAAGCCAAAGUCACCAAGAACUCAUCAUUGCAGAUCAUGUAGAAUGUGCAUCUUGGAUAUGGAUCAUCAUUGCCCAUUUAUUGGAAACUGUGUUGGAUUUGCAAAUCACCGAUCCUUCAUCGCAUUCCUAAUCUUGGCAAUUAUAAGUACAUUUUAUGUUUCGAUCAUGUCGGCUUAUACAGUAUUCUCCAUGUUCCCGCCUUUAAGAUUCACAACAACAUCUCUUUCUCCAUGGGAGGGAUUUAGCAGUAUGUUUGCUCUUGGAAUGAUUAAGGAGAUUGGUCUUGCCUUUUUGACAUCUGCAUUGAUGUUGUCUACAAGAGGGCUAAUUCUUGUUUACUUGUUUAUUUCUAGUGUUUCUAUUGAGAUUGGAUUGAGUGUGUUACUUUGGCAACAACUUUGUUACAUAUACGAGGGAGAUACCUAUUUGAGCAGUUUAAGGCGCGGAAAUCAGGCCAAUAGGGACAAAGAUUGUCAAAAUAUUGUUCGGUUUUUCGGUUGCCCUUAUUCCAUUUUCAGGUACUUUCCUAGUUCUUGGAGUUCAAGGAAGAGGCAUAGAAAAUGAAGCCAAAGUCUAUAGAAAAUGUUUUCAAUUUUUACAUGUUCAGUUUUCAAUUUCUUGUAAAUCCAUGUUUGGAAUAAGCACAAUAGUUUAAAGCUUAAUUGACACCAUCUGGAAACAUGUUUUUGA